Emiliania huxleyi CCMP1516 is the source of this 2001-nucleotide messenger RNA. RefSeq lists its product as hypothetical. Lineage: Eukaryota; Haptophyta; Isochrysidales; Noelaerhabdaceae. The record is from RefSeq and is a predicted model, not a curated record. The coding region runs from base 1 to 2001 and encodes 666 amino acids. The transcript is spliced from 4 exons.
AUGGCCGCCCACCGCAUCGGCGCCCGCGUCUCGGUCCUCUCGCCAGCGCAGCUGUGCGCCAUCAUCGAGGCGCAGGCGGGCGCGAGCGACGCCGCGCUGCGCGUGGCGGAGGAGCACGCCGCUCGGCUCGUGGAGCAGCCCGAGUGGGUGCUCUCCGAGGUCCUCCUCUCGCCGGACCUCGCCCCGCACAUCCUCGCCCAGCUGCCGACCAAGGCGCACGCCGCCAAGGGGACGGGGACCAAGCUGCCGACGCACCCCAAGCCGUCGCACAAUUUCCUGGCCACUCGCCGUGCGGAGGCCGCUGCGGCGGCGGCAGCGGCGCAGCGUGGACCAGACACGGGAGGAACGGGCAUCGCGCUCAGUGGCGGCGGCAAUCGUGCCUACACGUGUGCCUUUGGGGUGCUGCGCGGUCUCGCGGUCAAGGGAGCGCUGGACAACCCACCGGAGAAGCAGUGGAUGUCGGGCGCGAGCGGCGGCGGCUGGGCCACGGCCACGUACUCCUUCAACCAGACGGUGCCUCGCGAUGUGCUGCUCGACGUGGGCCGCGCUGCGCUUUCACCGUCGGAGCUCACCGUUGAGGCCUGCAGCACAGUUGAGCCCCGCAGCAUGGGCCAACCGGUGUCCACCAAGCCCAUGACGUACUGCUCGAUCCUGCUCUCCUUUCCCUUGUCGUGCAUCGCAUCCUCCCUCGCGCUACAACCCUUCGGCGCGAUCUCGUGGAUCCGCAACGUCUGGCGGGUCUACCUCGCGCCCUUUGGCGUGCCGCAGGGAAAGCUGUUUGCCGCUUCGGCUGCCGAGGUGGACGCCAAAGGCGGCCGCCGGGACGACUACCUCUUUCCGGCCAAGUACUGCGCCUCGACCCCGCUGAUUGGCAUCACAAUGUACGGCCCAUCGGUGGCGCAGUUGGGCCCAAUUCCCGCGUGCACCCUGCCUGGGUGCAUUGGGAUGAGCCUCGCCAAGGACUUUGUCAGGAACAUCAACGCCGCCGACGUGGCAGCCGCCACGAUAGACGGCCCGUCACCCGAGGAGGCGCGCGCGAAGCACGAUAAUUGCGCUCCCGUGCAGUACGUGGUGUCGCCGAGCGAGGUGGCGACCGGCUACUCGGGCCCCCCGGCCGAGGUCAGCGGCUUGGCUUGCAUGAGCGAGACUCUCGACAUUGGCCACGUGCCAGGUGUGCCUCCGUCCGAAUGGAGCCAGGGUUUUGGCAAGGCUAACUCGCUGGAGUUUUACAUCGGCGCGGGCAGCAUGAUGGAGGCCGCCUACCUCAGCUCGAAGCGAAUCUCGCCCAAGGGGAGGAUCGAGAACGCUGUCCUCGAGGCCCUUUUGCCCACCGCGCGCUUUGAGACCAACGUGGGCGUGUGGAACACGCUCAAGCUCGGUGACGGCGGAAACCUCGACAACACGGCCUCGCUCACACUGCUGCGGCGCCAGUGCAAGGAGGAGCACGAAGACAACACGAAGCAGAAGCGGCCGCCACCGAGCAAGAUGACGCAGAACGAGUACGACGCGGCGGCGCUCUCGCCGGACCUGUCGAGCUUGUUCGGCGUCCCUCUCAUCGCCGCCGACGGCUCGUGGAACUACACGUACCCCGGAUUUAACUACCAGACCAACCGGGUCUUUGCGAUUGAGCGCUACCACGAGCUGUGCGAGAAGUUCGAGGCGGCGCUGGCGUCCGGCGCCCCGCUCGUCGCGCGGCUCGAGAACGUGGAGGUGCACGCCAACACCUUCCACGGGGUCGUGCCGUACACGUGCAACUACACCGUCAUUUGGAACCAAGCGCCUCGCCAGUGGCUGGAGAAGGUGCCGCCGGCGACCCUCGAGGCCGUGCUCAACGGCGAGGUGGACAGCGUCAACACGCCGGGUAACUUUCCCACCUUUGCGACGCUUGGGCAGAACAAGGGCCUGAUGGAGUUCACGCCGCUGCAGACAAAUCUGCUCGCCGACAUGAUGGCCUGGAUCGUCGACGCGGAGUGGGACAAGCUGAGGCCUUGCUUCUCUUGA